Messenger RNA from Tilletiaria anomala UBC 951, 1224 nucleotides. Its product is annotated as putative HEM12-uroporphyrinogen decarboxylase. Lineage: Eukaryota; Fungi; Basidiomycota; Exobasidiomycetes; Georgefischeriales; Tilletiariaceae. Gene Ontology annotation, biological process: heme biosynthetic process. The record is from RefSeq and is a predicted model, not a curated record. The coding region runs from base 1 to 1224 and encodes 407 amino acids. Gene Ontology annotation, molecular function: uroporphyrinogen decarboxylase activity. The transcript is spliced from 2 exons. Gene Ontology annotation, cellular component: cytosol.
AUGAAGCAUCUCAACUCCUUCACUACCAAAAAGCAGGCCGAUGAGUCCAAGUCCAAAGACCCAGAGCUGCGCAACGAUCUCAUCAUCAGAGCUGCACGGGGCGAGGCGACCCCGAGGCCUCCCGUCUGGGUCAUGCGUCAAGCCGGACGAUAUCUUCCAGAAUUUCGGGCGCUGCGAGAGAAGCACGAUUUUUUCGAGUGCUGCCGUGUACCUGAGCUAGCAGCAGAGAUCACGCUCCAGCCCAUUCGACGCUACCAUGGACUUCUCGAUGCGGCUAUCAUCUUCUCUGACAUUCUCGUCGUUCCGCAGGCUAUGGGUCUCGAAGUCGAGAUGCUGCCAGGCAAAGGCCCCCACUUCCCCGCACCGCUGCACAAGCCGAGCGAUAUGGAGAGGCUCAAGAAGAAAGUCGAUGUCAAGAAGGAGCUUGGUUAUGUCAUGGAUGCCAUCAAGCUCACGAGACAAAAGCUCGAAGGAAGGGUACCUCUCAUCGGCUUCUGCGGUGCACCAUGGACGCUCAUGGCAUACAUGAUUGAAGGUGGCGGAAGCAAGGAGUUCGAAAAAGCCAAAAAGUGGCUCUGGGCACACCCAGAGGAAAGCAAGGAGUUGCUGCAGCGCAUCACAGAUGUCUGCAUUGAGUUCCUGGUUGCACAGGUCCGGGCAGGUGCCCAGCUGCUUCAAGUCUUUGACUCAUGGGCUGGCACCUUGUCCCCAUCCGACUUCCGCACAUUCAGCCUACCCUACCUUCGCGCCAUCUCGGCUGGCGUCCGCGAUGCACUAUCGUGCAAUUCGCGUGCAUGCGUCCCACUGAUCUGCUUUGCCAAAGGCGCCUUGGGUCACUCGCUCCCGGAAGUCAGCAAGGCGGGCUACGAUGUCGUCGGCCUUGACUGGACUGUUGAGCCGAGCGUCGCACGCCGGAUCGUUGAGAUGAGCUCGCCGGGCGGUACUUCCUUGAAGGCUGGAGCCGGUGCCAAUGAGGCGGCGCACCGCAUCGCGCUACAGGGCAACCUCGAUCCAUCCGUGCUCUACGCGGGUAAGGAAGCAAUCCGGCAGCAAGUAGACAAGAUGUUGCGCUCGCGCAAAGGCGGAUUUGGAGGGUCCGGCGCACACAUUGUCAACCUUGGGCACGGCAUUACUCCUGGUGUGGAUCCUGAGGACAUGAGGUACUUCCUCGAGUGCGUACACGAGAUCGGUCGUGAGGUCUGCAGCGCAAAGGAAGAAGAGUAA